AUGUGGAUAGAAAAAGAUACAAAAGAAAAUCAUACAUAUGGGGGUGCUUUAAGUAAACAAGUUAAUAAUGAAAUAGAAAUAUUAAAAAAGAGUAAUAAUAAUUUAUAUAAUAGUAGAAAUAUUUUUACAGAAAGAAAAAAUAAAAAUUACAAAGAUAGUAUGAGCUUAUAUAAUAAAAAUGAUUGUACAAGAAUGAUUAAAAAUAAAAGUGAAAUAAAAUCUAAUUAUACUGAUACAGUAGAUAAUAUUAAAAAAAAUUUAUCAAAAAGUUAUUUAAGUAAAUCUUUACAUUUUAAUAACACAAAUAUAUAUAAUAAAACGAAAUUAUCUAAUGAAAAUUAUGAAAGCAAACCAAAAGAAAAAAAUAUUUAUACUAGAAAUCUGGAGACCUAUAAUAUGUCUGAACUUUAUACGAAUAAAGAAGAAGAAAAUGAUUUUUUAAGUACAUUGAGUAGUUUUAAUAUAAAAAAAAGAAAGGAAUUAGAUUUUUUUGAUAAUAUAAAUAAUGAGUUAAUAGAAAAAUCAUCAAAUCUUAAAGAUAUUAAAAAUAAAAAUGAAUAUUAUUUAUAUGGAACCCAUUUAAGAGAUAAUAAUAUAUCUAAAAUAAUAGAAACAGGAAACAACAAAAAACAGAAAAAGGAAAAUGGAGAAAUUCUAAAAAAUUAUAGAAAUACUCAAUAUCUAAAUAGUUCUAUUUAUAAUGAUAGUAUAAUAAAUAAUAAAACUGUAUUCCAUUGUGAUUAUGAUGAUAUUAAAAAAUAUGAAAUUAAAAAUGAAGAAUGGAAUGAUUUAAUAUAUAGAAAUAAAAAGAUUCUACCUAAAGAUGAAAGUAUAUAUAGAAGUUAUCAUAAAAAUAAAAAAGAAAUAAAUGAAUCAUUAUGUAAAAAAAAUGAAAAUGAAUCAGUAAAUGAUAUUAAUAAUAAUAAUAGUCUUUUAAAAGUGAAAUAUCGUAUUCAAAGAGAUAUUCCUGCAAUUAUAAAAAAUACAGUUGACAAUCAUUUGUCUAAAAAUAUUGACAUUAAAGUUCAAGAUUCCAUUGAAAAAAAUAUCAUGAAUUUUGUUGAAAAUAAAUUAUUAAGUAUUAUAAAAAAGAAUGUAAAUGAUUUAAAUAAUAGUUAUAUUUAUGAUAAAAUAAAUGAAAGUAUCGAAAAAGAAAUAAAAAAAAAUAUAGAUUUAGUUUGUAACAGUGUAAAAGAUAAUGUUCAUAAAAAUAUAAAUGAAGAAAUAAGAAAAAAUGUUGAUUUUUUAAAUAAUAAUUUAAAUGAUAACAUAAAUAAAGAAAUAGAAAACAAUAUAGAGAAAAUUUAUACUAAAGUUAAUGAAGAAGUUGACAAUAAGUUAAAUAUUAAAUUAAUAGAAAAUAUAAAUAAUGUUCAGGAUAAUUUAAUUAAAAAUGUAAAUGAAGAAUUAAAAAGAAAAAUAGAAAUAGUUCGUAAUAAUAUAAAUACUAAGGCAAAUGAGAACAUAAAUAAGGAAUUAGUGAAAAAUGUGGAUUUUUUAAAUAAUAAAAUAAGUGAAAAUAUCAAUAAAGAAUUAAAAAAAAAUAUUGAUAUUUUAAAUAGAAAUAUAGAUGAAAAUUUAAAUGAUCAAAUUGAGAAAAAUAUUAAAAUAAUAAGAAAAAACGUUAAUGAUAAUUUAAAUGAAGAAUUAAAAAACAGCAUUAAUACAAUAGAAAAAAAUAUUGAUUUAAUACACAAAAAUAUUGAUGUAAGUUUAAAUGAGCAUAUAGAAAAUAAAAUUAAAAAAAUGCAUGAAAAUGAAAAUUUUGAUUCAAAUAAUGAUAUAAAAAAAUUUAUUGGAUCAACAGAAGACAGUAUAAAAGAUAACAUAUGUAAAGAAAUUAGAAAUAAUAUUGAUUCAAUAAAUAAAGAACUUAAUGAAAAUUUGAAGGAAGAAGUAAAAAAUGGCAUACAUGAAUUGAAUAAAAAUUUUGAUAUAAAUAUAUAUGAUAAAAUUGAUAAAAAAUUUGAUAUAAUAAAUGAAGAUAUUCAUAAUAAAUUAAGAAAAGAAAUAAUAGAAAAAAUUAAUAUGACUUAUAAAGAUAUUAAUUUAGAUAUGAAUGAAGAAAUCGAAAAGAACAUUAAUAAAUUAUAUGAAAAUAUAAAAUUAAAUUUAAAUGAAGAAGUAAAAAAAAGUAUAGAUGUACUUCAAGAAGGUUUCAGUUUUAAUGUAAAUGAAGAAAUAAAAAAAAGUUAUAUUAAAAAUGAGAUGCUUAUAAAAAAUUCUAAUGAAAAUUUAAGUGUUUUAAUAAAAAACGAUUUAACAAAUACUAUACAAAAAGAGAUGAAAAUAAUAAAAAAUUUUAAAAUAAAUAACAAAGAUUUAAAUGAUAUUAUAAAAAAUAAUUUUUUAGAAUUUCAAAAAAAAGUUAAUAAUUAUCUUGAGAGUAACACUGUUACCUUAAUUAAUAUAAAUGAAUUGAUUAUAAAAAAUUUGGGUGAUUAUAUAUUGAGAAUAAAUAAUGUACUUAAUAAGGUUGAUGAAAAUAUUGAAAAAAAAUUUUCAAAUAUAAUAGAUGAACAUAUGAACAAUUUAAUAAAUAAUAUAAGUAACAAGAAUAAUGAAAAUGUAAAUAAUAUAAUUGAUAAUUUAGAUAAUAAAAAUUAUCAGAAUAUUAAAAAAAUAAUUGAUGAUACAAAUAAAAGAAACAAUGAAAAUAUGACUAAAACUUUUAAUUCUUUAAAUAAAAUAAAUAAUGAAAACAUAAGUAAAGCAAUUAACGAUUUAAAUAGCAAAAAUAAUGAAAAUAUAAAUAAAAUAACUGACUUACUGAAUAGAAAUAAUGAAAAUAUAACUAAUAUGAUAUUUGAUAAAAUUGUUAAAGAGAAAUUGUGUUACAAAAUAGAUGAAGAAAAUUUAUUUUCUAAUUUACAAGAAGGGGUAACAAUAAAAUUCUCUCAUAUAUAUACAGAUAUAAAAAAUAUAUUAAUUAAACAAGAUGAAAAAAUGAAAGGUUAUUUAAGAAAUAUUAAAAAUGAACUAAAUUUAAAAUUAAAUUAUGAAAAUUCUAAUAUUUUACAAAUUAUUGAAGACAAAAUGAAUGACAUUAUUAAUAGAAAUAUUGGGUAUAUUAAUAAUAAAGAAGCAAUAAAAAACAUUAAUGAUAUAAAAAAAAUAACUUUACAACUUAAAAAAGAUAAUGAAAAUAUAAAAAUUUAUAAAUCAAAUAAAAAAAAUAAUUAUUCAUUUCAAAAAGAUAUAGAAAUAAACGAAUCAGGAAAAGAAUUAUGCCAAUUUUUUAAUUUAAGUAAAGAUUCAAAUUCAUCAAAAUAUUUCAAUAAAAAAAUAAAUGCUGAAAAUAAGAAUAGAAAGAAAAGGAAACCUAUAUAUGUAGUUAAUUAUGUAAAGAAUGAGAAUAAUGAACUAAUAGAAGUGUCAGAAUAUUUAAAAAGAAAAACAAAGAAAAAAGUAUGCUUUUAA
Plasmodium gallinaceum is the source of this 3420-nucleotide messenger RNA. Its product is annotated as conserved Plasmodium protein, unknown function. The coding region runs from base 1 to 3420 and encodes 1139 amino acids. The transcript has a single exon. The record is from RefSeq and is a predicted model, not a curated record. Lineage: Eukaryota; Apicomplexa; Aconoidasida; Haemosporida; Plasmodiidae.